Molecule: messenger RNA, 318 nt
Organism: Cooperia oncophora
Lineage: Eukaryota; Metazoa; Nematoda; Chromadorea; Rhabditida; Trichostrongylidae
Source: the annotation of a GenBank genome assembly
AUGUGCCUGGAUGGGAUCCAGUUCGCCCUCGACAAGAAUAACCAGGUGUACUGCUUACCUGACUAUCAUGAGCGAUUUGCACCACGUUGCCACCGAUGUAAGAACGCCAUUCUUCCCGAUGAGAACACUGGUGAAACGGUACGAAUCGUGGCACUCGAUAACAACUACCACGUGGAUUGCUAUUCGUGCGAGGGUUGCGGUCUGAAACUGACUGACGAAGGAGAUGCGUGCUGUUAUCCACUAGGACAACAUCUACUCUGCGAGAAAUGCCAUCUUGCUUGGAGACGUUCCGGUUCUGAAGCACCCAUUUCAGACUUA